ACAGUGACCUCAGCAAAAACCAGAUAACAAAAAUAUCGGUGGACGCCUUCCAGGGUCUGAAGUCGUUAACAUCUCUAAUGCUGUACGGCAACAAAAUAAAAGACUUGCCCGGUGGCGUGUUCCAUGGUCUCACUUCGUUGCAACUGUUGCUUUUGAACGCAAACGAAAUAUCGUGUAUACGAAGAGACGCUUUCAGAGAUUUACACAGCGUCAAUUUGCUCUCACUGUACGAUAACAACAUAAAGUCUUUGGCAAAUGGAACGUUCGACUACAUGAGGAGUAUCCAAACUCUGCAUUUGGGCAGAAAUCCAUUUAGCUGCGACUGCAACUUGCGUUGGUUAUCAGAGUAUUUGCAUAAAAAUCCAAUAGAAACGUCCGCCGCUCGGUGCGAGUCGCCGAAAAAGUUGCAAAAACGAAGAAUAGAUGGCCUGAGCCAUGACAAAUUCAAGUGUAAGUUAUCAUUUUCGUAUACAGCGAAGAAUUAUUAUCACGAAAUUGUCCUCUGAACCAUAAUAAUAAUCUGGAAUUCGUUAUUUUUCCUACAAAUAUUAAAAUCGAUUUUGUAUAAAGAAGAAAUAAAAUUACUGUACGCAGACACCUUACUAAUAUCAUAAAAAUGUUCUAGGAAAAUAAAAAGGGUAUAAAACGAUUUUCGGUUCAAGAAUAAUGAAGGUAUAUUGAGAACACAUAAAUAUAAU
Myzus persicae (green peach aphid) is the source of this 698-nucleotide messenger RNA. RefSeq names its product protein slit-like. Gene Ontology annotation, molecular function: protein binding. Gene Ontology annotation, cellular component: plasma membrane. The transcript is spliced from 5 exons. The record is from RefSeq and is a predicted model, not a curated record. Lineage: Eukaryota; Metazoa; Arthropoda; Insecta; Hemiptera; Aphididae. Bases 78 to 506 code for a protein of 142 amino acids.